Messenger RNA from Carlito syrichta (Philippine tarsier), 2160 nucleotides. RefSeq names its product oviductal glycoprotein 1 (gene OVGP1). Gene Ontology annotation, molecular function: chitinase activity; chitin binding. The record is from RefSeq and is a predicted model, not a curated record. Gene Ontology annotation, cellular component: extracellular region. The transcript has 12 exons. Bases 1 to 2160 code for a protein of 719 amino acids. Lineage: Eukaryota; Metazoa; Chordata; Mammalia; Primates; Tarsiidae. Gene Ontology annotation, biological process: chitin catabolic process; carbohydrate metabolic process.
AUGUGGAGACUGUCGCUGUGGCUUGGGCUGGUUCUUGUGCUGAAACACCACGAUGGUACUGCCUACAAACUGGUGUGUUAUUUCACCAACUGGGCACCUAAUCGACCAGGCCCCGCCUCAAUCUUGCCUCAUGACCUGGACCCCUUUCUCUGUACUCAUCUGAUAUUCGCCUUUGCCUCAAUGAACAACAAUCAGAUUGUUGCUAAGGAUCUCCAGGAUGAGAAGAUCCUCUAUCCAGAGUUCAACAGACUAAAGGAGAGGAACAGGGAGCUGACGACGUUGCUAUCCCUCGGCGGGUGGAACUUUGGCACCUUGAGAUUCACCAAGAUGCUGUCCACAUUCGCCAGCCGUCAAAAGUUCAUCGCUUCGGUUAUAUCCCUCCUGAGGACACACAACUUCGACGGCCUCGACCUCUUCUUCUUGUACCCUGGACUAAGAGGCAGCCCCAUGCGUGACCGGUGGACUUUCCUCUUCUUAAUCGAAGAGCUCCUGUUUGCCUUCCGGCAGGAGGCGGCGCUCAGCAGGCGCCCGAGGCUGCUGCUCUCGGCGGCGGUCGCUGGGGUCCCGCACAUCGUCCAGACCGCCUACGAGGCGCGCCUGCUGGGAGGACUCCUGGAUUUCAUCAAUGUCUUGUCUUAUGACUUACAUGGAAGCUGGGAAGAGUUCACAGGACAUAAUAGCCCCCUGUUCUCGCUGCCUGAAGACCCCAAAUCUGCGGCGUAUGCUAUGAAUUACUGGAGAAAGCUCGGGGCACCCUCGGAGAAGCUCAUCAUGGGGUUCCCCACCUAUGGACGUACCUUUCACCUCCUCAAAGCUUCUAAGAAUGGGUUGCAGGCCAGAGCAGUGGGACCGGCGUCUCCAGGAAAAUACACCAAGCAAGCUGGCUUCCUGGCUUAUUAUGAGAUUUGUUCCUUUGUCCGGGGGGCGAAGAAGCACUGGAUUGAUUAUCAGUAUGUCCCCUAUGCCAACAAGGGGAAGGAGUGGGUUGGAUACGAUGAUGCCAUCAGCUUCAGUUACAAGGCAUGGUUUGUAAAGAGAGAGCAUUUUGGAGGUGCCAUGGUGUGGACAUUGGACCUGGAUGAUGCCAAGGGUACUUUCUGUGGCACUGGCCCUUUCCCCCUUGUCCACGUAUUGAAUGAUAUCCUGGUGCAGGCUGAGGUCAGCUCAACUCCUUCACAAUUUUGGUUCUCAUCUGCUGUGAAUUCUUCAAGCACUGACCCUGAAAGGCCGGCAGUGAGCAAGACAUUGACCACUGAUACUAAGAUUUUGCCCCCAGGAGGAGAGGCUAUGGCCACUGAGAUCCAUGGAACGUAUGAAAAGAUGACUACAAUCCCCAGAAGCAGAACUGUGACCCCUAGAGGGGAAACCGUAUCCCUUGGAAAGCACAUUGUAGCUCUUGGAGAGAAGACUGAGACCCCUGGGGUGAAGACCAUGACCUCUGUGGGUCAUCAGUCUGUGACCCCUGGCAUGAAAACCAUGACUUCUGGGGGUCACCAGCCUAUGACCCCUAGGGUGAAGACCAUGAUCUCUGUGGGUCAUCAGUCUGUGACCCCUGGCAUGAAAACCAUGACUUCUGGGGGUCACCAGCCUAUGACCCCUAGGGUGAAGACCAUGAUCUCUGUGGGUCAUCAGUCUGUGACUCCUGGGGUGAAGACAAUGACCUCUGUGGGUUAUCAGUCUGUGACCCCUGGGACAAAGACCAUGACCUCUGUGGGACAUCAGUUUACCAUAACCCCUGUGGGUCAUCAGUCUGUGACCCUUGAAAAGAAGGCCAUGACCCCUGUGCAUCUUCAGAUGGAGACCCUUAGAAAGAAGACAAUGGCCCCUAGAAGGACACUUGAAAAGGUAAUUAUCCCCUCCAGAAAGAUGUCAGUCACCACUGAAGGCCAGGCUAUGACUUUAAGAUGGGAAAAUUUGAUUUCUAAGGUGGGCACUCACCUUGGGAUGGGUAACUUGGGUCUUCAGAUGGAAGCUGAGAACAAGAUUCUGUCCUCCAGCCCUGUCACCCAGCACCCAGGGCACACUCCUCUAGCUUCUAACAAUGCUUUUGUUCCCAUCAGUGAGAACCAUUCCUCUGUCGACUCAAUGACCCUUCCAGCAAGUCCACCCUCUCUAAAAAAAGAAAACUCAGAAAACACUGCUGUGGAUCAAGUCACCUAA